Messenger RNA from Ananas comosus (pineapple), 1066 nucleotides. RefSeq lists its product as uncharacterized. The transcript has a single exon. NCBI's taxonomy places the organism in Eukaryota, Viridiplantae, Streptophyta, Magnoliopsida, Poales, Bromeliaceae. Gene Ontology annotation, biological process: root development; shoot system development. Bases 11 to 715 code for a protein of 234 amino acids. The record is from RefSeq and is a predicted model, not a curated record.
ACGAUCUGCGAUGAAUUGUGCAGGCUCGGAGAUUUGCAUGAAUGCAUUGUCAAGGUCCUUCGCUUACCGAGCAACCAAAACGCUAGAUCUCUCCGGUGCCCGCCAAAAGAAACUGGUAGAAGCAGAGCAGGGAAGCUCAAUUAGAUUGCUGGACAUUUGCGGUGCAAUGAGGGAUAACUCAGCGGCAAUGAAAGAGCAUGUUCAAGACGUCCGAUCGGCCGUCAGAAGAGGAGAUGAAGCGGCUAUCGAAAGCAAAGUGCAGGCUUUCAUUCGCGCGAGUAAGAAAUUGAACAAGGAAGCCAAGAAGCAAAUGGAUCAUAACAAGUUCGCAGCGCUUUCCGCCACUAAAGAGGAUCGGGGUCAGUCGACUGCCAUACAGAUACUGAUCAAAGCAAGAGAGGUCACCGUCAGCGUCCUCCAAUCCAUUUUAUCAUUCUUGUCGACGAGAAUUGUAAAGCCGAAGACCAGCAAGUGGUCUCUCGUCUCGAGGACGCUGCACAAGCGGAGAGUAGCAUGCGAAGAGGAGUGCGAGAUCGAUGCAUCGUUCUUUUGUUCUUGUUCUUUGAAGGAUUUUAAUGAAGAGAAGAGAGCGAAUGCGCAAAAUCAAUUGCGAACAUUGGAGGCCACAGUUGAAGGUCUAGAAGAAGGAUUAGAAUGCCUGUUCAGGAGAUUGAUCCAAUGUAGAGUCCAACUACUAAAUAUCCUCAGUUCAUAGAUUCUCUUAGGCCUUGUAACCUGAUGCCCAAUGCCAACAAUCCAUUUUGUCGAGAAUUGGUUGAUCUACUUCAGAUUUUCCCGCCAUUUGUAUAUUGUUUCAAAAUGUAUGUAGUGUCAUAUUGCAACUCAAAUAAUACAAUAUUUCUGCUACAGAAGUUGUUCUAACUUUUUUGCUCUUAUGUUAGCAUUUCUUUUAACUUACUGGGCUUGAAAAUAGUUCAUGUAAUGGCUAUGUGAGCGCCUGUUUUGCAGGACUAUUGUUUCAUAAAAUGGUGUUAUUAGGUGAAGCACUACAAAAAAAAUACAAUAGAAGUACUUUCUUUUCUAUGUGUAUUAAGUUAAUACAGGU